GUUUUGUGCGAAGAGGUCCAGAGAAGACAGAAGAGAAGCUGAGAGUCGCUCAGCUCGCCUCAAAACGCCCUGUUUGUGUAGUUUACACGAUUUUAAAAAUACACAGCUGUUGAACUAUUGCCCGAGUGGAGAUAAACUCUCCAAAAUGGAUCCAUUUACUGAGAAACUGUUGGAGCGGACCCGGGCUCGCAGAGAAAACCUGCAGAAGAAAAUGGCAGAGAGACCAAAUGCAGCAAACAGACAGAUGGUCAAAAGACCCAGAGAGCCACUGGCUGACACAAAUAGUGUGAGCAGUGAGUUAGUCAUUGAUAAAGUUCCACAGGUCUCCAAACCUUCUCCGUCCAAGCGCCGGUGCUCAGGGGAAAAUGUCCAGCCUACAUCCCGGGAGGAGAACCAGGAGCCACUGGUGACACGAGCUGUGGCUCCUGUGCUGUCAGACCCUCCGACAGACAAGAAACCCCCAGUGGGGCCUGCCAGCGUUCGACAUUCCUCCUCCCUGGAGAAGACUGCUACCCGUCCUGCUGUCCAGUCUCAGCCAGGGCAGCUGAAAACUGCAGAGCCGGAGAAGAUGGCGGUCGCCUCUGCCCCUGAUCUUCCAAGCAGCAGAGCAGCAGAGAUGGUGCCCUCCAGUUCAGCCCUGCAGGGGAACAAGGAGGACCUGGUGGAAGAUCAAGCUCCAUCUGCUGCUGGCAUGAAGUCUCGUCUGCAGAGGCUAGCAGAGCAGAGAAAGUGUUGGGAUGGCAGUGGAACCUCUGAUGCAGUUGAAGACUGCACUCCCCUGUCCGUGUUGAAGAGGCAAGCUGAGGUUCCACCAGCGGUCGUCCCCACCGUGUCCUCAGCAACUCCACUGGGAAGGAGAGGCAGACUGGCCAACCUCGCUGCCACCAUUGGAUCCUGGGAGGACGACCUAAGCCAUGCUAACAUUCCCCAUGAGAAUGCAAAAGAAAAGCCCGUUCCCAAGUUAGCUGUCAGAGAGGCUGCUGUGCCUGCCGGCUCUAAACCAAGUGCUGCAGGCCAUGUGGUAGCCAGUUCAACUGCAAGCAGCAAGUCUACAGCCAGCUCUAGUCAGGCUGUGUAUUCUCCAGUAAAGUCCGGCCGAGUGGUUCUCCCGAGUCCUCAGAAGGCUGACAUUCCUGCAGCCAGCCCAGCACUAAAGUCAGUAUCAAGUCCUCAGAAGAGUUCCAUUCAGGGAUCCGCCUUCCCGUCCAAUCUCCAGAAGGCCAGCCCCCAAUCCUCAACAUCAGUGCCUCAAAGUCCCCUGAAGAAUCAGGCCCCCUCCAGGGGUCUCUACUCCACCUCUAGCCCCCAGAAGCCAGAACUCUGUGCCAAGCCCACCAUUGCUGCCCCGACUGUACCCCAGGAAAAGGCCUCUGCUGGUGCUCCUGGUGUAAAAUCUUUCGUGGAGCGAUUUGGAGAGAGAUGCCAGGCACGUACCAACCAGAGCUCCCCAGCAGGGGGCCCUACCCAUGCCAAGACUCCUACUGUAACUCCAUCUCCAGUCACACCAAACACCAGACUGGUACAGGAGAGGCUCAGAGCUGCCCAGGCUGCAAACACAAGCACAGCUGAUCUCACCCAAAGACAGAAGCUGGAGCGAGAGUCUGAGCUGGCUCAGAUUCGCAGUCGCUUUCAGAAGGGGAACAGUGUGUGGAAAAAAGAUGAAGCGGCAGAAACCAGUAAAAACACAGACAUCAAGGACCAGUUUUACAAGUCUGUGGAGGCUGAAGUUGCCCCACGUGAACCACAGGAUGAACCUCCAGCAACCUCUACUGAUUGUACACAUACACCAACAAAGUGCAUUCCUCCAGCAGGUCAUGGGUUGGUGGUCUCGCCUCCAGCCUUAACAUCCAGUCCUCUGAGGGGGGUCGCCCAUACUGUAGAGAAAACAACAGAAGAAGAGGAAGUGAUCAAGGAGCGAGAGAUGAAUGUGGACCAGUCCAUCAACUCUGCUGUUAUCAAUGAUUUGUUUGAUGGAAUCCUGGAGCAGAGUGAAGAUCAGGAGGAGGAGGAGGAAGAGGAGGAAGAUGCUUUGAAUAUCUCCUCCAUGUCCCUCCUCACUCCACUAGCAGAGACUGUGGCUGCAGUGGUGAAGAGUCCAGAGAGAAGGAUGAUGACAUCCACUCCAGCCAGCUCAUUCAUCGUAAAGAGCAGCACUCCAGGCAGUGCUUCCAAACCCAGCAAGUUCCAGAGAACUAACAUGGUACGAACCGCCUCCUCAGACAGCAUUGAGGCCUCAGACGAGGACCACAAACUGCCAUAUAGCAUUGAUGCAUAUAGGUCCAUCAGGGUGAAAGAGACGGAGAAACCCAAUGUGAAACAGGUGAUUGUGAGAAAAGAGGACGUUUCUAACAGAAUGGAGGAACCCAGAGGAUCCAGUCUCUUCAGUAUCAAACAGAAGAUGAAGAUUCUGACGAAUGAGAUGAACCUGCAGCAGACAGUUAUUCAUCAGGCCAGCCAGGCACUCAACUGCUGCACAGAUGAAGAGCAUGGCAAAGGAUCCCAGGUGGAGGCUGAGGCAGAGAGGCUGCUGCUGGUGGCAACGGAGAGGAGGGAAGCACUGAAGGUCGAGCUGGAACGUCUGAAAGGAGAUCCAACAGGCCAGAAAAAGGCCUCUGUAGCCCCAGAACCUACUAGCAUGUCUGCCUCCAAGGGCUCCAUCACCCUGCAGGAGUUACGCCUGCCUCUCAAGGCAGACUUUGUUUGCUCCACUGCCAACAAGCCAGAUUCAACCAAACAUUCCUUCUUCAUCAUGAUUCGUGCUGGAGCAGAGAACACUGUGGCCACGCCUUUAGCCGGCACACACCGCAGCCUCAGUGGGGACACCCUCGCGUUCCCCACAAAGUUCACCAUAUCUGAUGUUUCCAGUGACUUUGAGGUUAAUAUUGAGGUCUAUGGCCUGGUGCAGAAGCGUGAGGUCUGCAAUGACAAGAAGAAGAAACCCAGCAAGUCAAAGGCUAUCACUCCAAAGAGAUUCCUCACCAUCACUAAAAGCGUCCAGACACCAGUUUUGGCCAGUCCAGGAGGCCCCAAUGCUGUUCGCACCAGUAACUUCGUCAUGGUUGGAUCACACAAGCUCACCCUGUCCUCUAUAGGGAAAAACAAAUUUCCUUUGGAGAAGAUCAAAUAUGUACGAAGUGAAAGAGAACUACUCAGUGGCAUGUUUCAUACCAAGGUGCCAUUCCUGUGCCCUCUGGAGGGCCACGUCUACCUCAAGAUGCAGUGUGAAGUUGGCACAAAGGUGGAGGAGAGGGGCUUCCUGACAAUGUUUGAAGAUGUUAGUGGAUUUGGAGCCUGGCACAGGAGGUGGUGUGUCUUAUCAGGAUACUGCAUCUCCUACUGGACCUACCCAGAUGAUGAGAAGCGCAAGAAUCCCAUUGGUCGUAUCAACCUGGCUAACUGCACCAGUAAGAAGGUGGAACCUGCCAACAGAGAGUUUUGUGCCAGACCCAACACAUUUGAGCUCAUCACAGUCAGACCACAAAGGGAUGACGACAAAGAGACACUAGUCAGUCAGUGCAAGAAUACCAUGUGUGUCACCAAAAAUUGGCUAAGUGCAGACACUAAGGACGAGAGGAAUCUGUGGAUGAAGAAACUGAACCAGAUUUUGGUGGAUCUGCGAAUGUGGCAGCCAGACGCCUGUUACAGGCCACUGUAAUUACUGCACUCUGUCGCAACCAGCCCUUCUAUCUUUUGGACUCUUAAUAUCAGUGACACAUGCAAAUACUAAGUGCAAUACAGUAUCAGAAUUUUUAAAUAUUUUUUACUUGUGGAUAUUUUACAGGCGAUAAGUAAUCAAACAAAGUUAGAGAUCAGAGGAAGGUAAAUAAAGCCAUACAUUUGAAACAUUUCAGUACAGUAUUUUGUGUAGGAGUUUGAGUUUGGCACUAUAUUUUAUACAUUUCCAGACUGGUUUGAUACUAAUGUUUUUUGGUAUUGUUGAGUUGCCACAUUAUGUUAAUGCAAAUAUUUAGUUUGCUUGACAAGUGAUGCAUGGCUUUAAAUUAUUUGGUUUCAAAGCUGAAAUCAAUAUAUAAGCGGUGUUGAAAUUACAGAUGACUACUUAUUUGAAGCACCACAGUUUUAUUACAAUUUAUCCUGCAUGAUGGCACAGAACAAUGCUGAAACUUUUGGUAAGUUUUUAUUUUAUAUAUUAGCUUUUAUAACAUGUGGCAGGCCUUUAACAUGGUGGUUCUUCAUUGCCGUGCACAGACCAGUUAUAGCCCAGGUUUCAUUCUAUUUGUAAUGUUUGUUCAAUGUUUAUGAGAUUGUUUCAGUGUGGAAGUUGAGGUUUUGGAUAACUGGGGGUAAAGUCUGUUACAUAUUAUACUCUAGAGCCCGAACAACAGUAGUUUGAGGCCAAUACAGAUAUUUAUGUUUCUGAGUUAAAGAAAAUCUGACAAUUACAUGUUGACCAUUAUUGGGUUGUUUAAUAUAAAUGCAUAACAAAUAGGUGGCACGCUACUUUAUGGCUUGGUAAUACCAUGGUGUAUAUAGUGGGUAAUAAUAAAGUAAUAAUUAAUACCAUGUAGUUAUGGUAUUAACAUUGGGUGUAUGUGGGUAAUAGACUGAAAUGUAUGUAACAGGAUAUGGAGGGGGGAAAAAAGGGGGAAUAGUGUCAGUUAAAGUUAACAAUAAAAUGGUUCUAUCAGUGCAGUAAUUCAAAAUGCCAAACUACUUGUUUCUAUUUCAUUUCAUGGUAAAGAGGCAGACUGAUUAGAGGAAAACAGUUUCCGUCUAACCAUAAAUCAGGGCUGCUAAACGCUAAACCACCUGUUUCCAGCACGCACGCACUCACGCACACACUGGAGUGACAUAUUUGUUUUAUGGCCUGUUUACUUCCUGUCAACUACACCUUCACCUCCAACCGUAGUGAUCACUUUUUUUCAUCAAUUACUUCACUUUUCAGUUAGCUCUGUCCAUAUUAACAGUGUUUACCAUUUGUUUGUGAUCAAUUUGAUUAUCUCCUCAGUGUUUUAGAUAACCUUUUACCAAUGUUGGCUAGUCACUGUGUAGCCUGUUUUCCCAGUUUAGCUAACUUUGGCUUGUAAUGGCUUUUGCAAGAUGAUAUACGUUACUGUAGAGUUGACAGGUAGUAAACAGAUGGUAAAACAAAUAUACGUCACUCUGCAUUGUGUAAGUAGAGAAUAUAUAUUAAAAUGAAAUGAAGUAGAAACAAGUAUAGUUUUUGUUUUGUUUUGUUUUUUCACUAAUAACAAUUUUAUUGUUAGCAGGUUACCAAAAUGUUACUAUAACUAAAUAUUUUGCCUUGUUAACUUUAAAUGUGUAUCCCCAUAGCCCUUGUUUUUGACCCUGUCACAUAAAUUCUAGUCUAUUACCCUAAUAUACCCUUUGUUAAUACAAAGUUAUUUUGUAAUUACAUGGGAUUGCUUGAUUAUUACAUUUUUAUUAUCACUCAAUUACCCCAGUAUUUCCAUCUACUGAGCUGUAAUGUAAAGUGUUACCCAGACAUUUUUUAUUUUAGGAUCCUUUUUGAAUAUUAGUGUUGUGACCAAUUGGAACAUUUGCACUGUUUGUAAAUGACCUUAAACACCAUCUUUGGCUUUCUCUACUGCAAUUUCCUAUUUUACUGGGAUAUACACUGAAUACAAAUUUGUCAUAAGAUAUUGUCCACCUUAUUUAUUACUCAGCCUUUACUCUAAAGAAAAUGUCUCAACGGAAGUUAUUUUGUUGGCUUUUUGCUUUAUGUUGCAAUGGUCACCAGAAGUUGUUCUUUUAGUGUAAAAUUUUAAUGGCUAAAAACACAGAACUUUGAAAAUUAAAUGUCAGGGUCAUGUGUCCUGUACAUUUAGUCUAAGUGUUGACUAAAAAAAAGACGUGGUGUUAUUGCAUGUUUUGCUUUUGUAAGGCACCCCUUGAGUUGCUCAUGGAAUGUAUGCGUGUAUGUAUGUAACAGACUUUACAGUGACCCUGCAGGUGUUGUGUAAAUGUUAUUUCAGAAUGACAGAUUUUCACUUGUGUUCAAGUAAAACACGCUUUUUCAUCAUGUUGAUAAAGAAUACAGACUAAACAACUGCAUUGUUUCUGCAUACCUUCUACAUAAAUUUUCAUCAUGAGCAAUAUGAGUGAGCAGACAAUAUGUUCAUGGUUUCAACUGAUACACUCCGACUUCAAUUCUUCAGUUUGCCAGAUAUUUGUGGAUCAAUGAGACUUCAAUAAAUACCUGCUUUGACCAAAAUGCACCAGGUUA
Molecule: messenger RNA, 6208 nt
Organism: Micropterus salmoides (largemouth bass)
Lineage: Eukaryota; Metazoa; Chordata; Actinopteri; Centrarchiformes; Centrarchidae
Gene: anln
Product: anillin, actin binding protein
Exons: 24
Coding region: 146-3655 (1169 amino acids)
Biological process (GO): mitotic cytokinesis; actomyosin contractile ring assembly; septin ring organization
Cellular component (GO): actomyosin contractile ring
Source: RefSeq, a predicted model, not a curated record